Molecule: messenger RNA, 999 nt
Organism: Sungouiella intermedia
Lineage: Eukaryota; Fungi; Ascomycota; Pichiomycetes; Serinales; Metschnikowiaceae
Source: the annotation of a GenBank genome assembly
AUGGCUACUCUCAGAACUAUUAAGACUAUUAUUCCUGGUAUCGAACAGGCCGAAGGUGUUGGAGCCACGGUCAGAAGAAGCAUUGGUAACAUGAAGAUGAGAAACUUCACUCCAUUCUUGCUUUUCGACCAUUUCUCCUCCAAUGGUGUGGGAGGCUUCCCAGAACACCCACAUUUGGGCCAGGAAACCAUUACCCUCUUGACCAAGGGAGCAUUUGCCCAUGAGGACUUCACAGGCUCCAAGGGUGUGUUAAGAGAAGGUGAUUUGCAAUUUAUGACUGCUGGAAGAGGUACUGUGCACUCGGAAAUGCCAGUGAUCCACCCAGAUGGCUCCCCCAACAUUGGUUUGCAAUUGUGGGUGGACUUGCCAGAGAAAUUAAAAGAGGUUGAGCCAAGAUACAGAGACUUGAAGACAUGGGAAAUUCCCGUGGCUGAAACCCAGGACGGUAAGGUCAAGGUUAAGGUGAUUUCUGGUAAGAGUUACGGCGUGGAGCUGUUGAAGGAAUUGGCUUACACUCCAGUGCAAUACUACCACUACACCAUGAAGCCAGGAUCACACUUUUCCCAGGAAGUGCCAAAGGGCUUCAACUUCUUCUUGUACGUUUUGCAGGGCAAAAACUUGAUCCUCCAGAAGGACUCCAAGGUGAACAAGUUUGAGAAUGUGUUCUUCAACCCAGAUGGAGACACAAUUGUGGGAGAAUACCCAGAGAGCGAGAAGGAAGACCUUGAGUUUGUGUUGAUUGGUGGAGAAAUCUUGAACCAGAAGGUUGUUCAGCAUGGUCCAUUCGUGGCCACUUCCAGAGAGAGAAUCCAGCAAGCAUUUGCUGAUUACCAGUUUGCUCGUAACGGAUUUGAAAGAAUGAGAACCUGGAAAACUCUCAUAUCUGGAGGUGUUACUGAGGAAAUGAUCAACAACGAAUUGGGAGGCUCAGAUGAAGCCAGAGAGAAGCAAAGACAAGAGUACCUUGCCAAGGUCGCUAAUGUCAAGGACGAGCUUUAG